This is a messenger RNA of Physeter macrocephalus (sperm whale), 1447 nucleotides long. Its product is annotated as CAP-Gly domain-containing linker protein 4-like. The transcript has 2 exons. Gene Ontology annotation, molecular function: microtubule plus-end binding. Lineage: Eukaryota; Metazoa; Chordata; Mammalia; Artiodactyla; Physeteridae. The coding region runs from base 328 to 726 and encodes 132 amino acids. The record is from RefSeq and is a predicted model, not a curated record. Gene Ontology annotation, cellular component: spindle; spindle pole body; nucleus. Gene Ontology annotation, biological process: cytoplasmic microtubule organization; establishment of mitotic spindle orientation; nuclear migration involved in conjugation with cellular fusion.
UCAUGUAAAGGAAUAUUUGAAAGGUGAGCAAAAUGUAAUUUUAUUUACCACAGCCAAAAGACCAGGUUCUCUUCUUUUUGCUUUGUUAAACAGGUAUAGGUGUAUUUUUUCUAAUUGCUACUUUACCGAGGGCAUGCACAUAUAUAAAUUGCUAGUGAAAUCUUAAAUCCAGAUUAGGAUAGUAUUAAAACAGCCACAAGAGAAAAACGUUUUAAUGUUAAAGAAAAGUAUAUCCUAAUAUUGCUAUUUAGAAUAAAAAAGAUCAAGUUGUGAACAUAAAGUAUGCCCUUCUGUGAAUAACUUGUGGACCUGGCUGUGGAAACGAAUAUGGUGAAUUGCGUCACGUGGCUUUCGUGCUUAAGAGUUUGUCUCGCGUUCCCUCUGCACAGGUCAAAGCCCGCUCUGCGCCGCAGCUGGAGCAGCAGCACCACGGCCGGCGGCCUGGAGGGGAGCGUGAGGCUGCACGAGGGCUCCCAGGUCCUCCUCACCAGCUCCAAUGAGAUGGGCACCGUUAGGUACCUGGGCCCCACUGACUUUGCCUCAGGGAUCUGGCUUGGACUGGAGCUUCGAAGCGCCAAGGGAAAGAAUGAUGGGGCAGUGGGAGACAAACGCUACUUCACCUGCAGGCCGAACCAUGGGGUCCUGAAUUCAGCCUGUUACAGCCUGUUGCAGAAUUCAGCUGCAGAACUGUAUCAUGUUUUUAUUUUCCUUUUGAGCACAUGUUAACAAACUAAGCUUCAUAAUAGAGUGAUGUAAUAAUGCAGAACAUUUGUGUUGUGGGUAUGUAUUGAAGUUUGUCCUGUAUGUAUAAAGAUAUAUCUUUUAUUGUAGAUAUUUAGACUCUAAACUACCACAGAAAUAUUGGAACAGUUUGCUUUAUAAGAUAAAAAGCAUCCUUCAAAAUGGAGCUUGCUUUGUGCUUUAGAAAUAAUACGUUGAACUAUUUUGCAAUAUACUAUUUAAAAUCUAAAUUCUCUUGCUUUGCUGCCUUUUUAAAAAGGUGUGAAAUUUCAAAUAUUGCUAGAGCUAUUUUCCUGAAAUACAUUUUCAAAAUAAGGCUGCUUUGUAAUAAAGGAAUAUUUUUGAUUGAAGAAAGUGACUGUACUGUGUUUCAAAAGUAAACUUAUUUUAUUAUAUAGUUUAUUUCUUAAAAACUCUAUUUAUACCUUACCUUGAAAUCCAUGACUACACUGAACUUGGUUGUCCAUAAUUCUUCCUGUUAAAUAUAAAACCCUGUAAGUUAGUAACAGUAAUGCCAACACUGAAUUUAUUUUGAGGUCAGAGAACCAGUUAUUCUCAUAUUUAGAUUAAGAUUAUUAAAUCCAUGUAAUAUGUAUGUUUAUGUAUAAUGUACAUAAAAAUUAGGUGUCUUCAUUUGUGUUUUGCUUAUGUCAUUCAAAGUUCAUGUCUUGAGCAUUAAUAAAAAGGGAAGCUCUUUUGGUUUGGA